AUGGCCUCCAAGGGAUCCUAUGUGAACUUCAGUACGCCGCAUCGAAAGAGCGGCAGUCUGAAGAGCAAGCAACUGCGAGCGCAGCCAUCCAUGGACGAAGUCCCUGAGGAGAGAGAGGUGUUAGCUUACAGACCCGCAAAGACGAAUUACAUACAGCUUCAUGUGACGACCGAUCAAGAGGCACCUCGAGAUGGCGCCCGCAGCCCACAAUCAAUAACGUUUCGACCAUCUCAAMCUGCGAUACCGGAACGAACGACAUCCUUGUACUCAAGGCCAGACAGCUCGUUGACUACGAGCUCAAAGGGGUCGAAAUACAAGUUCAGUACUACUCCAACUCUGGUACGAACGCCGUGGGAAUGGGAUCGUGGUCGACCGGGUUCACGAUGGGCGCGAACCCCUUCAGUUCGAAGCUCGCGUCAUCCCCAGCCAACAUUUCCACAAUUGCCAAGAGAGWUAUAUCAGUGUAUCGUGGAGAGCCUGGAACGUGUUCAUUCCGUUGGAGACGCUGUGAGCGUGCGCGAGCUUCGGAAUGACCUGCUCAGCGUCUGCCUGGUUGACAGACUGUGGCAUCGGGCCGCGAGAGCACGACUAUUCCGUGAGCUGUGGCUACCCAGCAACAAGACUCCUGCGAGACGAAGAUUCUCCUUCAAGCCGCAAUCACGAAGCCGUAUGAAAAUACUGCUAGCCGCACUUCGCACAUAUCCGGCGUUGGGACCACUUAUCCAAACCAUCCAUAUUCCAGCAGAUUUUGCACUUGAGCUCGAGGUGGACGCGUUCUCGCCUUUCAGACCGGGAUCGCAUUUGGACAUGCUACAAGAGCUGGUUCGCUAUUGCUCCAAUUUGGAGCAGAUCUGUGGUUACGUUCCACCUGCAACAUUGACAACACGAGUUCUGUUCGAGGCUUUGGGCUCGCGAACCAGGCUGAGGGCUCAUGCGUGGCAUCUUGAUUCCUCGACAAUCCUUCCAAGCCUCUCGGAGUUUAUACACUUCCACGACGACUGGAUGAGGCUCGAAACUUUGGUCAUUGCAGGAGACCCUGGCGUGGACUUGGGUAUGGGGACUGUUUCUUCGAUUUUGGAAAGACUGCCCUCUCUGAAACAUCUGAUGCUCACGGGGCUGCAUCAUUCCGACUUCAAUAACGGCACGAUUCUGGCUCUACCAGCCCUGAGAUCUUUGAGACUGGACGCUCUGGCCGGUGUAACAGAUGAAGGCAUUGAACAAUUGGCGUCGUCGCGCCUUGUGUCGUCCCUGGAGCGCCUCACAUUAGUUGAUCUGGAAUUGCAGUCACUCAGGACGAUCGAAGCUAUUCUGACCAACCUGCCGCGCCUCUCUAGCCUUGCAGUAAAGCAAGAUGCCUCGCCCGAGCCACAGGCAGGCAUAUCCUAUAGCAUGCCGCUCUUACUCGCCUCGCCCAGCCUAAGGCGUCUCCAUUGGGACUGUCUCAUCCCGGGAACAGCUUUGUCUUGGUUCGCAGAGGCCAUCGAGGCUGAUAGACUUCCUAGCUUGAGGCAUAUCAGAGCCCCAUGCGACUACGACGGGAUUAUGCAGGGGCUUUGUCGCCCCAUUCCUCGGCUCAAGUUGACGAGCUAUGAUUUGCAGUAUCACGAUGCCCACACUGAAUAUACAUACGAACGAGACCUGCGCGUCGCUCAGAUUCAGGCACAGUUGAGGGUACGAGAGAGUCGUAGAAAGCCUUCCUUCACUGUGAAUGUGCAGGACGAAUCGAUGGAGAUACAACAUACUCAUGUUAUAGGCUCAUAUCUUGGAAGCAUGGAGUCUGCCAUCGAUUACGAUCUGACGCCGGCCGUCACUGACAAAGCCAUGGCUGAGUUCGAUGACAUUGCACGGCCGACAAGGGAUGCGGGAGGACUUGAGCGUUCGUUGGGGUAUGGGUUGCUGUUUUAG
Messenger RNA from Ramularia collo-cygni, 1905 nucleotides. RefSeq lists its product as uncharacterized. Lineage: Eukaryota; Fungi; Ascomycota; Dothideomycetes; Mycosphaerellales; Mycosphaerellaceae. The transcript has 2 exons. The record is from RefSeq and is a predicted model, not a curated record. The coding region runs from base 1 to 1905 and encodes 634 amino acids.